Molecule: messenger RNA, 2696 nt
Organism: Ochotona princeps (American pika)
Lineage: Eukaryota; Metazoa; Chordata; Mammalia; Lagomorpha; Ochotonidae
Gene: CENPI
Product: centromere protein I
Exons: 21
Coding region: 87-2309 (740 amino acids)
Cellular component (GO): kinetochore
Source: RefSeq, a predicted model, not a curated record
CGGGGCUGGCGCCUUUGAAUCUGAGAGGCGGCGUUCCAAGGUGGAAGGAUGUGGAGCUGAGGAGCGUAUUAAGGGCGCAUGCAAUAAUGAUGCCUCAGAAGAGAGAGAAGAGCUCCCAGACAGAAAAAAAGACUUUACAAGAUUAUUACCAGACUGACCUCUCAGCUUGGGAAGUAGAAGAAAAACCAGAUGACAGCAACAGUAUCUUGAAACAAGACAAGCCAGUGGAAGAUUAUGAACAUGCUGAGGAUCAAGCUGGAGACGCACUGCAGAAAGCAGUGGGGUACUUUGAGAAAGAUCCCACUAGAAAUUUAAGGAGUAAAGAUAAGAACUUGGAAAAGCACUUCAGUAUUGUGGAAAAUGUGGCUUGGAAGAAUGGGUUAUCGCCAGAAACAAUUGACAUUCUGCUCAACGUUGCACUCCGUGGUAGAUUUGGGAAUGCUAUAAACACACGGAUAUUGAAGUGUCUGAUUCCAGCAACUGUAAUAUCAGAAGAUUCUGUGGUUAAGGCAGUCUCUUGGCUUUGUGUUGGCAAGUGUUCUGGUAGCACCAAGGUACUUUUUUAUCGUUGGCUGAUUGCAAUGUUUGACUUCAUUGAUCACAAGGAGCAAAUUAACUUGCUCUAUGGCUUCUUUUUUGCUUCAUUGCAAGACGAUGAUCUGUGCCCUUAUGUCUGCCAUUUGCUCUAUCUAAUUACCAUAAAAGAGAACGUUAAGCCAUUUCGUGUGAGAAAACUGCUUGAUCUUCAGGCAAAAAUGGGAAUACAGCCUCAUCUCCAGGCAUUGUUGUCAGUGUAUAAGUUCUUUGUUCCUACUUUGAUUUCUGUGUCUUUGCCUGCAAGGAGGAAGAUUUAUUUUAGGAACUCAGAGAAUCUGUGGAAGACGGCUCUGCUUGCUGUGAGACAAAGGAAUCAAGGUCUUUAUACAGAACCUAUAAAACUGAUGUUAGGUCCAACUGAAAUUCGUCCUCUGAGAAGAAGGUGGAAGUCUCACUCAAUUAUUCCAGUGCUAAACUCCAGUACCCACACUAAUGAAUGUGGAAAAAAAGAGAUGAGUCUUUCUGACUGUCUUUGUAACAGUGGAUCAUUGCCACUAGAACAGCUUCGAAAAUUCCCUCAACUCCUAGAGAACAUCCAUUGUUUAGAGCUGCCUUCUCAGAUGGGCUCAGUGCUAAAUAACUCUCUGCUCCUUCACUAUAUCAACUGCAUCAAAGAUGAGUCAGUCCUACUGAGACUCUACUACUGGUUGAGUCAAACAUUACAAGAAGAAUGUGUUUGGUACAAAGUGAAAAAUUAUGAAAAUGUAAAAGAGUUUACCAGCUUUCUGGACACGAUCAUCAGGGCAGAGUCCUUCUUACACGAGGGAUUUUAUUCCUGUGAAGCGUUCCUGUAUAAAAGCAUUCCUCUCUGGGAUGGCUUCUGUUGCCGGUCCCAAGUCCUGCAGCUUGUGAGCUGGAUCCCUUUUAAUAACUUCUCUGAGCUGAAACCACUUCUUUUUGACCAUUUGGCACACCUUUUCUUUACAUCAACCAUUUAUUUCAAGUGUAGUGUUCUGGAGAGUCUGAAAGAGCUACUGCAGAAUUGGUUGCUGUGGCUUUCUAAGGACAUCCACUUGAAAUCUGAGACAAGCAGUUCUCUAGAUGGAUCUGUAUGUGAAUCUAUGGACUCUGUAUGUAAACUAAUUCACUAUGUGGGGUGGCUGUCCACUAUUGCCCUGCGCUUGGAGAGCAACAGUACUUUCCUGAUGCACUUUAUUUUGGAUUUCUAUGAGAAGGUAUGUGACAUAUAUAUGCAUUAUAACCUUCCAGUACUAAUGAUGCUUCCUCGUGCAAUUUUCUAUUCUGCACUCCUCACUGUGGAUGCCAGUAUUCUGAACCAGCUCUGUUAUAUUAUGCACAGAUAUCAUACAAAUUUGACUGCUGCAAAGAAAAAUGAGUUGAUACAAAAGGAAAAAUCAAAGUUAAAUUUUAACAGCAAGAUCUAUCAGGAAUUUAACUGCUGUUUGGCAACCAUGGUUGGUUCUCUGUGGACAUCCAGACCCUUCAAUAAGGGAAUCUGUUUGACUCCUGAAAUCCUUGGAAAACUUGGAAUAGAAGAGUAUAGGAAGAGUUUGAAUUUAGUCCACCACCCUUCUCUAUUGAGUUAUGCUGUUUCUUUCUUGCUACAGGAUGCGCCAGAAAACAAGACCAUAGAGUUGAGCUCCAUUCAGGGAAAGAAAUGGAACUUGUAUUUGGAAUAUUUAUUUUCAGAGGAGUUUCAAGGCUUGAAACAUUUCAUGCAAAGUUGUAUUCGUCGUUCUUCUAUCUCCUGAUCAGAGAGCACAAACUGUGAUGAUCAAAGUUAAAUGAUGUUGACAUAAACAACAUUCCAGACUGCAUUGCUUCUUCAUUGCUAGAGAGACCAAGUAGCUCAGCCUGAGUUUCUGUAUUCACUUCCAUAACUGCCGGCCUUCCUCAGUGAGUACUCAGGCAGGCCUUCUUUCUGGGGAGAAAAGCUUGGAUAUCACCAACUUAUAUUUCAAGACUUAGCUUCCUAGCCUGCUAAUGAAAAAUGGUCUAUUCAUCAUCAGGCUCCGCCUUCCACCACAUGAAGAGGUGCAUCUGUUUUGUGCUAGGGUUUUUCGCAUCUCUGUGUGCUACAAGGUGCACCAGCGGAAGGGAGUGGGUCUUGUACAGUGGCACUUAAUCCACGUGUGCGC